Zasmidium cellare ATCC 36951 is the source of this 2379-nucleotide messenger RNA. RefSeq lists its product as uncharacterized. Gene Ontology annotation, biological process: negative regulation of MAPK cascade; protein dephosphorylation. NCBI's taxonomy places the organism in Eukaryota, Fungi, Ascomycota, Dothideomycetes, Mycosphaerellales, Mycosphaerellaceae. The record is from RefSeq and is a predicted model, not a curated record. Gene Ontology annotation, molecular function: MAP kinase tyrosine/serine/threonine phosphatase activity; protein tyrosine/threonine phosphatase activity. The transcript has a single exon. Bases 1 to 2379 code for a protein of 792 amino acids. Gene Ontology annotation, cellular component: cytoplasm; cytosol; nucleus.
AUGUCGCAAACAGACGACGAAAUCAAACAAUUACCCCAAUCUGCGACGACCACUUCGCAGAAGACUCUGCAGCCGGCACACGACUAUGAACAGGUGUUUCGAAAAUUCCACCAGCACACCUUGAGCGAUUCGUCCAAUACGUUAGGCUCAAACGAAUCGUCACCUACAACUACGAUAUCGACUGUGGACGACUCGAGUGCCACUGAGCCUUCACCUGGAUCCUCGCCCGAAUCACCACCUCCAUCAACAUUCGCAGUUGGCAUGCUACGGCCACGAACAGCAGACGACAGCAGGUCUCCCUACUUCGAACUCCAAAAGCAGCCACCGCCUAGGAAAGGUCGGAAUUUGAAAAAUCUUGCUGUCAAUACGUCUAGGCAUACGGCCAGGGCCGCAUCGACAACAAGCCUACCCAUUCAUGGACCUUCAGACGACAAGUCCACUAUACUCUCCCCAUCUUUUGUAAAACCACCUACUCCACCGCGGCGAAAACCAAGUAAUUUGGGUCUUACCAUCCUCACGCCUGGAGGUGCCAAACCACCCCCGCAAGAAGUCAGGCUAGCAAUUCCCCCAACCCCUGGAUUCAGCAGGCCAGGCACGUUACGACAUUUCCAAUCAUCCCCAUCUUUGCCCCUGGUACCUGGCCUCGGUCUACCGCACAGCAACCAACUCAUACAGCAACAAAGAACACUAGACACGAUAUUCUCGCCCAUCGAACCCAAAGAGUCGCCCCAGGAAGAGGAGGAAGACGAGCAGAACUUUGACAUUCCGCUGUCGAAAGAGGAAAAGCCUGAAGCUUAUCCCGAUGGACCGAUAUGUGUCUACGACCCGAAUAUCGACCUCUACCUGGAGCCCACAGCAGAGCAGGCCAGACAAUACGAUGUCAUCAUGAAUGUAGCAAGUGAGGUACGGAAUCCAUUCACAGCACAUCAUGAACCGGCUCCGGUGGAACCUGAUGUCCGCAUUGACGGCGGAGGCGGCAUUCAGUAUGCUCCCAAGCGGACACGCCUUGCCAUUCAAACCCAGGAUGGUAAGCCAAGCAAUAUUGAGAGUUCUCCAACGACCCCAAAAGCGACCCCACUGGAGACCACUUUCCCCAAGCCUAAUCUACUCGCAAAGGACCCAGAGUACAUCCACAUUCCAUGGGAACACAACAGCGACAUCGUCCCAGACUUGCUACGCCUGGUCAAGCUCAUAGACGAGAAGGUCAUCGAGGGCAAACGUGUUCUCGUCCAUUGCCAGUGUGGUGUGAGCAGAUCAGCGAGUCUUGUCGUUGCUUAUGGUCUCUACAAGAACCCGUCGAUGAGCGUGCAAGAAGCUUACGAUGCUGUGAAGAAGAGAAGCAAAUGGAUAGGUCCAAACAUGAACUUGAUCAUGCAACUUCAGGAGUUCCGAUCCAGCCUUGCUCGAGGUGGCCUGCUCCCAGGAAACCGUGGACUCAGCCCCCUGACACCCAGCUCAGCGUUGAGUGAAUGGAACGGACCAUUCUCGAACAAGCCCUCCCCACUGGCGACAAGAGAACCACUCUCGGCUGUCGAGCCACCGUCUGCGAGUGCGCGGAGUCCUGCUGAUGACGCAGUCGUCAGCCCUGGACCAUCUUCGGCUCCUUCUGGCUUCGUCUGGCCUCCAAAUGACAAACAACGCGGACUCUCGCUCGACCCAGCCAAGCCUACUACCGCGUAUGUGGAUCCGUCUGGACAUGUUGUCCCUGUCUUGAAAGUUAUCGAGGCGGAUAAAGUGCCUUCACGAAAACCUCUUGCGGAGGAGAAGAGACCUUCAACCUCAGCAGAAACUCAACUAUCAUCUCCACGUACGGCUGAAUUCGCCAUGACACCAUUACAGCCUUCGAGGGAGGCUGAUCCUGCAGACACCUUUGGACUGAUGUCGCCCACUUCAACCGAGUUCGCUGCCAAUCCGUUCGACCGAUCAGCUCUUCUGGCAUCACUCGGGAUGGGGUCCAUGCGAGCAGACGAGGAGACACCAAGACGAUCACUCUCCCUUCGGAAUCGAGAGAGGCCUCAACCGAACGGUGUCGACGGCCAGCGACUGCAACCCGAGGGUGGCCGCAAACUCCGACCAAAGCUCUCAUCUCCCACACUACGCGAACAACAACAGCUUCAGAGCUUGCAGGCCAAGAUCGAAGCCACGCUUCCCGUACGAAACCACCACUCUGCACAGCUCAGGCCAGACGACGACGCACCUCUAAUGUCACCCCGUGCAACGGAAUUCACUUCCAACCCGUUUGCACUUUCCCUUUCCAUACCUUCAAAUCCACCGCAGGACACCACAUCGGGACCACCUCGAACACCCGAUGCGGAUCCUCGCAGUCCAGCUCACAAGAGCCAAAGUCCGAUUGUUCGGAACAUCUUCGACGUAUUAUGA